AUGCCAACCUGCUUAAAUCACAUUAGAAAGUAUCUCGAAAUCAGAAAAUGUCAAACUAAUAGCUUUUUUAAUCCCCUGGUUAAUACACAGGCUUCUUCAAACACUUAUCUUUAAACUCAAUCUAACCAAUAAAUAAUGACAUAAAAUUAAUCGAUAAUGUCAAUAAGAAGUGACAUUGAGAAAAUUCGGAGAGAUAUAUUUACAAGAAGAUAAACUUAGCUUGAAAGAGGAGAAAUUCUCAAAUAACUUAAUAGUAAUUCUUAAGAAAAUCUUAAUCUAAAAUCAUUAACAUAAAAGAAGAAACUUUAACUAAGAUUGAAUGAACCGAAUCCCUAUUAGCAAGUGUAAUUUCAGUCUUAGUUACUAGCAAGUCUCCCUUAAACUGUUCAAAAUAUUAAGCAUAAAGCUUAAAAGUAUCAACCAAAAAAGAGAAUAAAAAUCUAUCAAACUUAGCAUUAAGAACUCGAUAAUGGUGUCAUAAUGAUAACUGCUGAUAAUGAAGAGUUUGACAACAAGGAUCCUUAUUUUAACAUUCAAUAGAAUCCAUAAUUUCUACCAUCUAAAGGAAAGCAAGCCAAUUAAGCAAGUCGCUAUUUCAAUCAAUAUAUGCAAACAGAGUCAAGUUAUUUUCCAACUCAAGGAGCUGAGAGUGUAUAAACUUCGUUAUAAAAUGAGGAGGAAAAAUCUUAACAGUUUAUAAAGUAACAAAGGCAUAUUGAUGAGUAUCAGAUUGAGGACUAAGAGAAUAUGGAGCCUUAAUCUUAUCCACGACCCAGUCCGAAGCACAAUAAAUCUGGCAAGAAAAUAAGAAAGAUUAAAAUAAGAAGAGCUAAUAGAGGGUAAUUCAAUAAUAAUAAGAUAGGCUAGAUUGAGAUUAACAGCAUCUCAUCUUUCGCCAACGGCUAUUAAUCAGCUAAAAAUUCUAGUAGCAUUGUAUCAUUUAGAACUGACCAACUAAUAAAAAAGUCUCAAACACCAUUGUAUUGCUGUAGAGGCUUCAAGUAGUGUGCAAUAUUUUGA
Molecule: messenger RNA, 1020 nt
Organism: Stylonychia lemnae
Lineage: Eukaryota; Ciliophora; Spirotrichea; Sporadotrichida; Oxytrichidae
Source: the annotation of a GenBank genome assembly